AAUGCUUUUUAAUUACACUUGAGUCUAUAAGCUCUAUUUAAGAUUAGUGUUGUCUUUUGUAUGUGCAGAAAUACUAUUUUCUACAUACUUUUCCUUCUAUCAUAGUCAGGGGGGUGGGGGGCCCAGUGAAACGAUAUAACUUCAAUGCUGCAAAUUGAAAAGGUGAUUUUCUAGGGCACCUGUCAGUGAUGGGCCCUUAGAAUCAUUAUCAUUUUUGUCAUCCUUACGGCGCCCCUGCGUCUCAAUCAUGUCAUGAAGUCGAGGAGGAGAAAAUGAGGGAGGAGAAGCUGAAAAUGGAGGGACGGACAUCACUUUCCAGGGAGCGGUUAAAAAAAAUCUUUCAGUAUAACAGGGACGGGAAUGCUCGGAAACUCUCCGCCUCUUGUCCUCCACUUUCGUGUUGGAUUUUUGUCCUCCGCUCCAUCCUCAACUCGCUGUGCUCCCGCUCACAACAUUUACCAGGAUAACCUUUUGAUACUAUUUUUGCAACUAGCCUUCCAGGAUUUUGCAGAAAAGAUGACAGCCCGCUUGUUUUUCCACAUGGCCUGCGUGAGCCUGCUGUCGCUGUGCUGCGGCGUGGCGCGUGGCACGCCGAUGUUCUACAACAUCUCCAUGGAUGGUAGCGGCGACGACGGGCUGGAGUUCCUCUUCCCCAAGUCCUUCUCCACCCGCGAACCGGUUCAAGUCAGCGCCGCCACCCGUGUUCCCGAGGCUUCCGACACCCCCACCCUCACCAACACCAUCACCACUACCAUCAUCCGUCUGAAGGACUUCGUACUGACCCGAGUGGUGGACUUCCUGGAGGAGAACCUUCUCAUCAUCAUCGUGGUCACCUCGCUUCUCAUCGUCAUGGUCUUCAUCAUCUGCUGCGCCUCCGCCAUGAGUCAGAAGCGCAAACUGGAGGCCUACAAGGUCCCUCCUCAACCUUCCAAGAAAUAUGCAGCGAAUAAAACCGGCGGACAGAGAGGUUCCGACGAGUUCCAGGAGAGGCCGUACGCCGUGGACCACGUCAAGAGGGUCCAGACGCAGAGUGGCGCCUCCUCGCCCAAGAACCUGCGCGUGCCCUCCAAAGCUCUGAUCGGAGAGAGGGGCAGGGACGUCAGGUCGUCGCCCCGCCAGGAUGUGCGCAAGGUCAGGGAGGCGGAGGAAGUGGAGAAGCGGCGAGAGGAGCCCAAACACAAAGAGCAGACGAAGCGCAGGGAGGAGGUGCAGCACACCUCCGCUGCGCCCGUGUGCACCUGCCAUCUGAAGAAGAGCCACCACUAGACUGGCCUCACGCUACACAACAGCCAAUUACGCAAAGCUGCUUGAGCAUUUACUCCAGCUUAGGUCCACGUACUAGUACACGCUUUGUCGUCACUAGUAAUACAAUUCAACACACAAAUAGAACGACUAGGGUGCACUAGUGGAACGACUACAUGUUCCUCGUGGAGCAAAUCUGCAUGCUAGUUAACUUGUACGCUACUACUACUACUAGUGACAGUAAAAUUCUAUUUAACAUCUGGCACUUCACUAGUUGGACUAGCAGCUUGCAGAUUGUCAACUAGUGCACAAUUUCUCCUCACAAGUAUCAUUUAGUUGUCCUACUAGAAUGUCCUAUUAGUGUAGAAAUGACAAAGUAGUUCAUAUAUAUAUUUUUUUGUUUUACUAGUAAGACCCAACUAUUCUACUAGUGUGCCAUGGUUGUUCUAAUAAAGUAGUAUGCUGAAAUUUACUAGUGAGGACUAGGAGCAUACUAUUACAUGGCCCCUAAACUGGAUCUCAAAUAAAUGCUCAAACGGCUUUCAGUAUACGAAGGUAGAAUUGUAACAAAAAUAUUACUAGAAAGACAGUCAUUCUACUAGUACGCCCAAGUCGUUCUAAUAAUGUGCUGAAUUGUUUUACUAGUAAGAAUAAAGAGCAUACUAGUACCUUAAAUGACCUUAAAAACCCUGUAAAGUGAACUGAGAGAUUUGUUUCUCCAAACCCAAUUCCAAUGAAGUUGGGAUGUUGUGUUAAACCUAAAUAAAAACAGAAGACAAUGAUUUGCAAAUCAUGUUCAACGUAUAGUCAAUCGAAUACACUACAAAGACAAGAUAUUUUAUGUUCAAACUGAUCAACUUUAUUGUUUUUAGCAAAUAAUCAUUACCUUAGAAUUUUAUGACUGCAACAUGUUCCAAAAAAGCUGGGACAGGUGGCAAAAAAGAGUGAGAGAGUUGAGGAAUGCUUCUCAAACACCUGUUUGGAACAUCCCACAGGUGAACGGGCUAAUUGGGAACAGGUGGGUGCCAUGAUUGGGUAUAAAAAGGAGCUUCCCUGAAUUGCUCAGUCAUUCACAAGCAAAGAUGGGGCGAGGUUCACCUCUUUGUGAACAAGUGCGUGAGAAAAUAGUCAAACAGUUUAAGGACAAUCUUCCUGAACGUACAAUUGCAAGGAAUUUAGGGAUUUCAUCAAGGCCGAAAACCAACAUUGAAUGCCCGUGACCUUCAAUCCCUCAGGCGGCUCUGCAUCAAAAACCGACAUCAACACUUCAGAAAACCAAUGUCAAUAAAUUCAGUUCGGUGCUACAUCUGUAAGUGCAACUUGAAACUCUACUAUGCAAAGCAAAAGCCAUUUAUCAACAACACCCAGAAACGCCGCCGGCUUCCCUGGGCCCGAGCUCAUCUAAGAUGGACUGAUGCAAAGUGGAAAAGUGUUCUGUGGUCCGACGAGUCCACAUUUCAAAUUGUUUUUGGAAAUUGUGGACGGCGUGUCCUCCCGGCCAAAGAGGAAAAGAACCAUCCGGACUGUUGUGGACGUAAAGUUCAAAAGCCAGCAUCUGUGAUGGUAUGGGGCUGUGUUAGUGCCAAUGGCAUGGGUAACUUACACAUCUGUGAAGGCACCAUUAAUGCUGAAAGGUACAUACAGGUUUUGGAGAAACAUAUGCUGCCAUCCAAGCAAAGUCUUUUUCAUGGAUGCCCCUGCUUAUUUCAGCAAGACAAUGCCAAACCACAUUCUGCACGUGUUACAACAGCGUGGCUUCGUAGUAAAAGAGUGCGGGUACGAGACUGGCCUGCCUGCAGUCCAGACCGGUCUCCCAUUGAAAAUGUGUGGCGCAUUAUGAAGCGUAAAAUACGACGAGAGACCCCGGGCUGUCGAACAGCUGAAGCUGUACAUCAAGCAAGAAUGGGAAAGAAUUCCACCUACAAAGCUUCAACAAUUAGUGUCCUCAGUUCCCAAACGUUUAUUGAAUGUUGUUCAAAGAAAAGGUGAUAUAACACAGUGGUAAACAUGACCCUUGCCAGCUUUUUUGGAACGUGUGGCAGCCAUAAAAUUCCAAGUUCAUGAUUAUUUGCUAAAAACAAUAAAGUUGAUCAGUUUGAACAUUAAAUAUCUUGUCUUUGUAGUGUAUUCAAUUAAAUAUAGGUGGAACAUGAUUUGCAAAGCAUUGUAUUCAGUUUUUAUUUAUGUUUAACACAACGUCCCAACUUCAUUGGAAUUGGGGUUGUAUAUACUGUGUACAAAGACUGAGAACUACAGUAUGUAGUAUUAAAUAGUGGAGGUCUCACGUCGAACGGUUGUUUCACCAAUUCAGCUUUCCUGAUUUUUUUCAGUGCCUAGUAGCGUAAUUUGGAGUCCCUCUCAUCACACGUUGUGAUAUAUUCCAGCCAUCGGAAGCUUUCGGAGGAUGAUAUAUAUAUUCGCAGCUCAAGCAUGUAGGUAUGUUUUGGAGCCAUAAAAAAAAAAUGUGCUUGCUGAAGUGGCGCUUACUUUUCAGUGGGGCGAGGUUUCACGCAUUCAGCAGACAUGCCCGCAACGUUUGUGAGCAGAGAUAAUGGCUUAAUUUUUGUUUCAUGAUUUUUAAACCUCAUUUUACACACUCACCGAUUUUUUUUUUUUUUUUUCAUCAUUCAAAUUUCUCUUCGAUUGUGUUUGAAAUUUAUAAGCCAUGUUUAUUUUCACUUUACAGGGACUUUAAGCUGUAUGAUAUCGAGGCUAUCGAAUAAAUGCAAAAAACAACUUCAAAACGGAAUUGAAUUACAUUAGAAAAAUACACUCCCUGGCCACAAUAUUAGGUACACCUAUAUAUUACCAAUAAGACUUGGUUUUAUCUUUUAAUCUGGUGCCUCAAACUCACACAUUACAUGACAUUAGACAGACCAACACUAUGUUCGUAAAGACUGAAAUGUGGAUACAGCUCUCGUUAAAUUAUGUAGGUGUACCUCAUGUUGUGGAUGGUGAAUGUAAAUAGUAACUAUGUACUUUAUGUCGGGGGGGGGGAAAAAAAGUACCAUUAGGCUAUAAGCAUAGUUGAUGUGCAGUUGAUGGCACAAAAAGAAAUAAUACAAAAUUCAAGCUAUGCCUUAGCAAUGCUGUGUGUCAUUUUGGAGUAUAAAUAAUUUUUUUUUUUUAAGUAAUAAUAUAUACACUCUGUAUACAAGUGGUUGUUAUAAUAUGUUUGCGUGAUAUAAAUGCCAAAAUAGUGUUUAAGUCUAAACACAUGCCUGCCAAGACAGAGGAAUCUCCUCAUAAUGUCCUGCUGUAAAUGCUAUCAAGACAAUUCUGCUUGAGAGUGAAUUAGUUGGUGCUGCGAGUUGCCAUCAAACAUCAUGUCUUGAUUACAUUCCAAAACAUUUCUUUACAGACAUUUGCAUUACACAUUCAAUAUGUAUUUGUUCGUUCUUUGCCAAUAAUAUUUGCAUUUAUCUUAUUUUCCCCUGCAAACUCUUUGUAC
Messenger RNA from Phyllopteryx taeniolatus (common seadragon), 4693 nucleotides. RefSeq names its product transmembrane protein 119a (gene tmem119a). Lineage: Eukaryota; Metazoa; Chordata; Actinopteri; Syngnathiformes; Syngnathidae. Gene Ontology annotation, cellular component: plasma membrane. The transcript is spliced from 3 exons. The record is from RefSeq and is a predicted model, not a curated record. Bases 361 to 1266 code for a protein of 301 amino acids. Gene Ontology annotation, biological process: positive regulation of osteoblast proliferation; positive regulation of bone mineralization; ossification.